Messenger RNA from Capsella rubella, 1726 nucleotides. Its product is annotated as translation initiation factor eIF-2B subunit gamma. Gene Ontology annotation, biological process: biosynthetic process; cytoplasmic translational initiation. Lineage: Eukaryota; Viridiplantae; Streptophyta; Magnoliopsida; Brassicales; Brassicaceae. The transcript has 13 exons. Gene Ontology annotation, cellular component: eukaryotic translation initiation factor 2B complex; guanyl-nucleotide exchange factor complex. Gene Ontology annotation, molecular function: translation initiation factor activity; guanyl-nucleotide exchange factor activity. Bases 78 to 1454 code for a protein of 458 amino acids. The record is from RefSeq and is a predicted model, not a curated record.
AUCAAAAUCAAAACCAAAACCCCAGAAAACUCGAAACCUCUCCCUGCUUCCUCUUCACCGUCAAUUCAGUUGCAAAAAUGGAUUUCCAGGUCGUGAUUCUCGCCGGAGGCUUCUCUAGUACUCUUUUUCCCUUAGUCUCUAAGGAAGUUCCUAAGGCGUUGCUUCCCGUAGCGAAUCGUCCGGUGCUAUCAUACGUCCUUGAUCUGCUAGAGAGCAAUAAUCUCAAGGAUCUGAUCGUCGUUGUUGAAGGAGAAGAUGCUGCUCUUAAAGUUGGUGGAUGGAUAUCUUCUGCUUGUGUUGAUCGUUUACAUGUUGAGGUUGCCGCUGUUGCUGAGAAUGUUGGAACUGCUGGGGCCCUAAGGGCAAUUGCACAUCACUUAACUGCGAAAGACAUUUUGAUUGUAAGUGGAGAUAUUGUUUCUGAUAUUCCUCCGGGUGCUGUCGCGGCUACUCAUAGAAGGCAUGAUGCAGCAGUAACUGCAAUGCUCUGUGCUCAACCUGUCAGUGGGCCAUCAGAAUCCGGUGGUUCUGGUGGGAAAGAUAAAACCAAGAAACCUGCUUGCGAGGAUAUUAUAGGGCUUGAUUCCUGGAAACAAUUCUUGUUAUACAUUGCCAAAGGGACUGAGAUUAAGAAAGAUACCCGAGUAAAAAAGAGCAUUCUCUGUGCGGCUGGCAAGAUGGAACUGCGGUCAGAUCUCGUUGAUUCUCAUAUAUAUGCCUUCAAGAGAUCAGUUCUGCAGAAAGUUUUGGAUCAAAAACCUGCUUUUCGGAGCCUAAAACAGGAUGUACUACCUUAUCUUGUUCGCACACAGCUGUCUCAGAGAUCAGAUGUCUUCUCUGACCAAAGCAAUGUAGAAGAAAAUGGAAAUGGAAAUGGAAAGAAUAAUAUGCAGAACAACGAGGUGGUCUUGUCUCAAAUUCUCUCAAACGCAUCUUCGCCAAGCUUUCAUCAAGUUUAUGAAUCAGGUCUGGAUAGCCGAAAAACCCAUAAAUGCUGUGUUUAUAUAGCGGAUGAAAGUAAGUAUUUUGUCCGCUUGAAUAGCAUUCAGGCCUUCAUGGACGUAAAUAGGGAUGUUAUUGGUGAUGCAAAUCACCUAUCCGGAUACUCCUUUUCGGCUCAUCACAACAUUGUCCACCCAUCAGCUGAGCUUGGAUCGAAAACCACAGUUGGACCUCAUUGUAUGCUUGGAGAAGGCUCUCAAGUCGGUGAUAAAUGUAGUGUCAAAAGAUCUGUAAUUGGGAGACAUUGCCGAAUAGGCUCCAAUGUGAAGAUUGUUAAUUCAGUUGUGAUGGACCAUGCGACAAUUGGAGACGGAUGUUCAAUACAAGGGUCAGUCAUUUGCAGUAACGCACAGCUUCAAGAGCGUGUUACUCUGAGAGACUGCCAAGUGGAAGCAGGCUAUAUAGUUUGCGUGGGGGGUGAGCACAAGGGAGAAACCUUUGCUAGAAAAUGAAAAGGAAGGUUAAGCAUAUGAGGUCACACAUCUGUAACCCAUCUUUCAAAUGAAAAGCAGCAUUUCUUAGUCAUUCCUUUGGUGAACAGACUAGUGAGGAGAGAAGAGUGAGAAGGAUUGGAAAAUUCCCCACUAAAGUUUUGUUGGUUAACAGUUUGAAAAUUUCCGUUAGUAUGUUUUGAUGAUAGAGUUUGAUAUUUUUCUGUUUCAUUACAUAUAUGCGCCUACAUGAACUCAAACUUGAUGAAGUCUUAAAACUUUUUUGUCAGCCA